Molecule: messenger RNA, 801 nt
Organism: Penicillium diatomitis
Lineage: Eukaryota; Fungi; Ascomycota; Eurotiomycetes; Eurotiales; Aspergillaceae
Exons: 2
Coding region: 1-801 (266 amino acids)
Source: RefSeq, a predicted model, not a curated record
AUGACGAUCAACUACCGACACGGUCUCUCAGUCCUCGAAUUGCUCGUUUACAUUCCAAGCGUUUUCGUUGCAGUUUUCCUCGUCGCACGACAUGGUCUCCGUACAAAUAGCGGAUUUCUUUUUCUCGCCAUCUUCACACUCACUCGGAUCGUGGGUGCCUGCUGCGAUCUUGCUACGAUAAGCAACCCUUCGAUUGGGCUGUACACGGCGGCUGCAAUCUGCAGCUCCAUCGGUCUCUCCCCCCUGAUGCUCGCCUGCUCGGGUCUCCUGUCUCGAGCUAAUCUCUCUGUCGAGCAAACAACCGGACGAAGAGCCCUUCCAGACUUCAUCUUCAGAGCCUUCCGCCUCCUCACCGUCGCCGCAUUGGUACUGAGUAUCGUCGGAAUCACCUCCGACAUGUCUGUCGAAGGCUUCGAGCACCCCGACAUCAAAGUCAAGAUCGGCAUGAUUCUCUUCAUCGUCUGCUGGGCCGUACUGGUUGCGAUUCUGGCCCUGCUUAGUCUUCGACUGGGCAGCAUUGAACGAGGCGAGAAGCGUACACUUCUGGCCGUGGCCUUGUCCGCACCUUUCAUUCUGGUGCGGUUGUUGUACGCGCUGUUCAUGUGGUUCUUGCACAAUGCGGACUUCAACAUGCUGAAUGGCAAUGUCACCGUUCAGCUAGUCAUGUCUGUGCUGGAGGAGAUUGUGGUUGUGGUUGUUUGUCUUGCCAUUGGAAUGACUUUGCGCGUCCGGAGAUGGAACCCAGUACCUGCUUCGGGGGAGGAGGAACCCAUGACAUCUUACCGAUCACGCAAGCCGUGA